This is a messenger RNA of Jaculus jaculus (lesser Egyptian jerboa), 1392 nucleotides long. RefSeq names its product TNFAIP3 interacting protein 3 (gene Tnip3). Lineage: Eukaryota; Metazoa; Chordata; Mammalia; Rodentia; Dipodidae. The record is from RefSeq and is a predicted model, not a curated record. The coding region runs from base 1 to 1392 and encodes 463 amino acids. The transcript is spliced from 15 exons. Gene Ontology annotation, biological process: regulation of transcription by RNA polymerase II; cellular response to lipopolysaccharide.
AUGGUCAGAUCUCUGGUAAACAGUGGUUUGUAUACAAAAGUUCAGCCCAAUGAACCACAGACAAGAAGGUUUCUGGGAAAACUAAUGUCUUCUCAGAAGACUAUACAGAUUCCAUGUCGACAUCUCUUUCAUGAGGAAAAUGAUGAGAUGUUGGCAAUGUUUCCCUACCAGUCUGAAGACUAUGAAAGUCUCUUCCAGAUGCUGCAUUUAGCAGCCAAACAGCUGCUGGCUAUUAAAAGUCCCUUAAAGCUCCAUGUUUUUGCUCAUAAAGGGAAGAAAAGUCCAGGAGCAUCCUUAAGUCCUAGCCAUACUAGCACCAAGGAGAAGCAGCACCUGAGGCUUGGUGAGACACUUGUAGAGGGCUCUUCUCAUUCUGGAUCGCCCAAGAAUCCUUGCUUUAAAAACACAGCUUUUAGGAUGAAAGCAGAAAACAUGACUUUGGCCGUGAGUGGGUGUGAAAGCAUGGAGCUGGAUAAUAAAAUCCAGAUUUUGAUUAAGAAAAAUAUUGCUCCUGAUCCCCAUGGGGUCACCCCAGAGGCCAUGCAGAGUCACAGAGAGUCCUGUUCUCUAGAGAGUUCCCUAUCAAGAAAGAACUUGACGAAAUCUCUUGAACAAAAGAUAAGGUGCUUGGAAAAGCAGAGAAAAGAGCUCCUGGAAGUUAACCAGCAAUGGGAUCAGCAGUUUAGAAGUAUGAAAGAGUUUUAUAAAACAAAGGUCUCCGAGCUGAAAACGAAACUGGCAGUAGCAGAAGGCGUCCUGCGCACCCUGGAGAAGGAGCAAAGGCCUGGUCAGAGCCCAGGCGACCCGCGGCGCGAGAAGGAAAAAGAAAGCCUAAAUGAAGAAUUAGAAGAAUUGAAGAAAGAGAAUAAGCUUUUGAAGGAAAAGAAUGCUCUGACAAAUAAAAAGAAGGAACAUUACGAAUGUGAAAUAAAGCGCCUGAACAAGGCUCUUCAAGAUGUCUUGAAAAUUCAGAGUUCAUUUUCUAUGGACUAUGCUGGGAAGUGUAAAGGGGAGUGUAGCCAUGAAGACAUGAGAACAGAACUGGAAGUUCUUAGACACCAGGUGCAAAUUUAUGAAGAGGACUUCAAAAAAGAGCGGCUGGAUAGAGAAAGACUUAGUCAAGAGAAAGAACACCUACAGAAAUUGAAUGAGGUGUCCCAGUCCCAGAUGAACAGGCUGAGCUCUCAGAUACAAGCUUACCAAAUGGAGAAAGAAAAACUAGGAAUGCAACUAAAACAGAUGUAUUUCUUGACAUGUAAUGGUGGCCUACCUUUCCACCUGAGGGAUCCAUGGGUACCAGUAGACCCCAGACUUAUACAGAAUCCAUGGCCACAGUCAAUAUAUUGUUACCAUCUUCAUGACUUUGCCACACUCUUGAUUGCUUUAGAAUGA